Messenger RNA from Penicillium pulvis, 330 nucleotides. RefSeq lists its product as uncharacterized. Lineage: Eukaryota; Fungi; Ascomycota; Eurotiomycetes; Eurotiales; Aspergillaceae. The record is from RefSeq and is a predicted model, not a curated record. The coding region runs from base 1 to 330 and encodes 109 amino acids. The transcript is spliced from 2 exons.
AUGCGCAUACCCUAUCCCGGCGGAGCACGACACCAAAUGGGCUCGACUAGCCUGAACGCUCAUCAUCCAUAUGAUUCGUCAGGUCAACGUCAAGUUGCAGAUCUGCAGGGCCCCAGCCCAAAUCUGCUCCUUUCUGAUAUCACUGAAUUCGGUCCAUACAGUACUCUUACACAUUCCUUAGUGACCUCAUCGGGAGCCUAUGCCCCGGUGGAUCGACGAUACUACCGGGUCUCCAUGUGCACCACUCGCUGUCUCGAUGUGGACACGGCCCGCGCUGAUAGCGGCUAUGGAUUCCCCUUGCCCACGGGUGGAGAGGUACCGUUCGUAUGA